Molecule: messenger RNA, 1521 nt
Organism: Ochlerotatus camptorhynchus
Lineage: Eukaryota; Metazoa; Arthropoda; Insecta; Diptera; Culicidae
Product: probable cytochrome P450 6d5
Exons: 2
Coding region: 1-1521 (506 amino acids)
Molecular function (GO): monooxygenase activity; heme binding; oxidoreductase activity, acting on paired donors, with incorporation or reduction of molecular oxygen
Source: RefSeq, a predicted model, not a curated record
AUGUCACCGCUAUCAAUUGGACUGGCGCUAUUCUGCGUGGUAGCCUUUGCGUUCUUAAACUAUGUCUUCGGCUAUUGGAAGCGUCGAGGAGUGCGCCAGCUGACUCCAUUCUUUCCGUUUGGCAAUUUUACGGAAGUCUUCCUCGGUAAGGCCUCCUUCCCGAAGGGCUGCGAAAACAUCUACGAACGUAGCAAACAAUGGCGCCUGGUCGGUGGAUACAUCCUCUUGCGCCCGGUGCUAUUCGUCAACGAUCCCCAGCUGACCAAGGACAUCAUGGUUCGCGAUUUUCAGCACUUCCACGACCGUGGUCCACACGUGGACGAAGUGAACGAUCCACUGAGUGGACACUUGUUUUCUCUGGCCGGAGAAAAGUGGAAGCACUUACGAGCCAAGCUGACACCGACCUUUACCAGUGGCAAACUUAAGGGCAUGUUCCAGAUCCUGGUCGAUACGGGGGUUGUGCUGCAGGACUACAUCCAAAAGCACGCUGACAAUGAGGAUGUCGUUGAGAUCCGGGAGAUUUUGGCAUGCUACAAUACGGACAGUAUUGCUUCAGUGGCGUUCGGGAUUAAGAUUGAUUCGAUUAACAAUGUCAACGAACCGUUCCGUCAGAUCGGGCGUAAGGUAUUUGAGCCAAGCUUCCGCAACGGCAUGCGUUUUCUGAUAACGUUUAUGGUUCCGAAGCUGAACAAGUACUUGAAAAUUAAAUCCGUUGAUGACGAUGUGGAGCGGUUCAUCCUGGACGUAGUUCGGGAGACGUUAGAAUAUCGGGAAAAGAAUGGCGUCACUCGUAAGGACAUGAUGCAGCUGCUGCUACAGCUCCGUAAUACGGGAACCGUUUCGAUUGAUGAACGGUGGGAUGUUGAUACAACAAGUAAGUACAAGAACCUGUCGCUGGAGGAGGUCGCUGCGCAAGCGCAUGUAUUCUUCAUUGCCGGAUUCGAGACGUCUUCCACGACGAUGUCCUUCUGUCUGUACGAGCUGGCCAAGAAUCCCUCAAUUCAGCGCAAAGUUCAAGAAGAAGUCGAUUCUGUGAUGGAAUGUCACGGAGGUAAGUUGACCUACGAAGGCAUCAUGGAGAUGCGCUACUUGGAAUGUUGCAUCGAUGAAACCUUGCGGAAAUACCCAGCGGUGCCAGUGUUGAACCGAGAAUGCACCCAAGACUACAAGGUCCCGGACUCGGAUUUUGUAAUCGAAAAAGGAACGGCAGUAGUACUGCAGAUCGGUGGAAUGCAGCACGAUCCACAGUACUAUCCGGAUCCUAUGCGGUUCGAUCCGGAGCGCUUCCGGGACCCGGACGUGAAGAACAAACCGUACGCACCGUUCGGUGAUGGACCACGGAUCUGCAUCGGGAUGCGAAUGGGCAAGAUACAGACCAAGGUGGGACUGUCGCUGCUGCUGUCCAAGUUUAGCUUCGAGCUGUUUGGGCACGAAGAACCGGAGUUAAUCAUGGAUACGAAUAACUUCGUCCCUAUGCCAGUUAGUGGCAUAAAUUUGAAGGUUAGCGGUCGUGGGUGGUAG